UGGUGCUGAGCGGAGCGCUCACCUGCAGAUGAGAGAGCCGGGGAAACUCGGGGCAGCACACUCACUAAGCGCGCAGAGGGACGUAACUAACAGUCUGACCGAGAAAGGGGGAAUAAUUUUUGGAAAAGAAAAAUACGAACCGACCCUCUUUCUGGUUCUUUUGUCCGGGCAGCAUUGAGUCGCUUCCUCGCCACGAUGAGAACUGACUUCGCUCUGGUCCUGACAGCAGCCCUUCUUCUUGACACAUUCUGGAGGAAUAAUGGGGUGCACGCUUCCAAAGGUCCCUGCCAACCUGGCUUCUCACAAAGCUUCUACUCUGUGCUGAUUUCAAGGGAUGUACUGCAAGGUCAGGGCAUACUUAAAGAUACUACUGUCUCAUCCCAGAAAGUGAAGUUUGACGACUGCAUGGGAAAUGAAGGUGUGGUCUUCCAGAGCAGCAACCCCCUCUUUGGCGUGCGGACAGAUGGAUCCAUCUUUGCCCAACGAGAGGGAGCCAACCUAGAUGAACCUGUCCAGUUGAAACUGACAGCAAGUGGUCCGCACACACAUGUCUGGGAGACUAUGGUGCAGUUGGCACUGAUUGACCUACCAUCAUCCCAACAAACUGAAAAUGAGGUCACAGAGAAUGAAAAGAAAGUUGCUGGGAGAAAAGAGAAGAAGGAGGCGGUACAAACACCACCUCCUGUCAUCAUGUUCCCAGGGUCCGGUCGCAACAUCACCAAGGGUCUACGAAGACAGAAGAGGGACUGGGUAAUCCCACCAAUCAAUGUGGCUGAAAAUUCUCGAGGACCGUUCCCUCAGAUGCUUGUCAGCAUUCGUUCCGACCAGGACCAGGACAUCUCAAUCCGGUACAGCAUCACUGGGGUGGGAGCAGAUCAACCACCAAAUGAAGUAUUCAGUAUCGAUCCUGUGCUUGGAAAGAUGUUUGUCACCAAACCUCUUGAUCGAGAACAUCGCUCUUCAUAUCACCUGCGAGCCCAUGCUGUGGACAUGAACGGCAACCAGGUUGAGAACCCUAUCGAUCUGUACAUCUUUGUCAUCGAUAUGAAUGACAACAGACCCGAGUUCAAAAACCAGGUCUACAAUGGCUCUGUGGAUGAAGGCUCGAAACCAGGAACAUAUGUGAUGCAUCUGUCAGCAUUUGAUGCAGAUGACAACACCACAGCUAAUGGAAUGGUGCGCUACCGGAUCCUGUCCCAGACGCCGCACAGCCCGAUCCCUAACAUGUUUACCAUCAACAGCGAGACUGGAGACAUCGUGACAGUGGCGCCUGGUCUUGAUCGAGAGAAAGUGUCCCAGUAUACCAUUAUCGUGCAGGCCACGGACAUGGAGGGCAACCUGAACUUUGGCCUUUCCAACACAGCCACUGCCAUCAUCACUGUCACGGACAUCAAUGACAACCCUCCCAUGCUGACCUCCAGAACUUUUUCUGGAGAGGUCCCCGAGAACCGUGUAGAUGUCGUUGUGGCUAACCUGACGGUUAUAGAUGCUGAUCAACCGCACUCCCCUAAUUGGAAUGCCAUCUACAGGAUCAUCAGCGGAGACCCAUCUGGGCAUUUUACCAUCCGCACCGACCCGAUUUCAAAUGAUGGCAUGGUCACCGUGGUGAAGCCGGUAGACUUUGAGAUGAACCGUGCCUUCAUGCUGACGGUAGUGGUGUCCAACCAGGCCCACCUGGCCACUGGCAUCCAGUCCUCACUCCAGUCCACGGCUGGGGUCACCAUAUCUGUGCAGGAUGUAAACGAACCUCCUUACUUCCCCACAAACCCAAAACACAUCCGCUUUGAGGAAGGUGUCCCUGCUGGCACCAGCCUGACGACCUUCUCGGCGUCAGAUCCCGACCGACUUCAGAUGCAGCAGAUAAUCAGGUAUUCAAAGCUGAACGACCCAGCAGACUGGCUGUCCAUCAAUAGAAGCAACGGUCAGAUAGUAACCACAGCAAUGCUCGACCGGGAGUCUGUCUAUGUAAAAAACAACAUAUAUGAAGCCACAUUUUUGGCAACAGACAAUGGCUCUCCUGCAGCCAGCGGCACAGGCACACUGCAGAUCUAUCUGAUAGAUAUUAAUGACAACCCCCCAGCACUCAUACCCAAAGAGUCUCAGAUCUGUGAAAGGACGUACAGGAGCAUCAACGGUGUCAACAUCACUGCCGCUGAUGCCGACACAGACCCCAACGCUGGACCUUUUGUCUUCGAGUUGCCCACGUUUCCCACCACCAUCCGACGUAACUGGACAAUUUCUAGGAUCAGCGGUGAUUUUGCCCGUUUGAGUCUGCGGUAUCAAAUAUAUUUAGAGCCUGGAGUGUAUGAAGUCCCUGUAAUCGUGUCAGACUCCGGGAACCCUCCAUUGUCCAACAGGUCAGUCAUCAAAGUUAAGGUGUGUCCCUGCGAUGAAAACGGAGAUUGCACCACCCUCGGGGCCGUGGCAGCUGCUGGCCUUGGAACUGGAGCCAUCAUCUCCAUCCUCAUCUGCAUUAUCAUACUACUCAGCAUGGUGCUGUUGUUUGUGGUGUGGAUCAAGCGCAGAGAGAAGGAGAGGCAGACAAAGCAACUGCUCAUUGACCCUGAAGAUGAUGUCAGGGACAACAUCCUCAAGUAUGAUGAAGAGGGAGGAGGAGAAGAGGACCAGGACUAUGACUUAAGCCAGCUGCAGCAGCCCGACUCCUUGGAGCACAUCAUCAGCAAGCCGCCUGGUGUCCGCCGGGUGGAUGAGCGUCCGAUCAUCCCAGAGUCCCAGUAUCCGAUCAGACCUGUUGUUCCCCACCCCGGAGACAUCGGAGACUUCAUCCAUGAGGGACUGAGAGCAGCAGACAACGAUCCUACGGCUCCUCCAUACGACUCCUUGCUGGUGUUUGACUACGAGGGUAGCGGCUCCACCGCUGGCUCUGUCAGCUCCCUCAACUCCUCCAGCACAGGAGACCAGGACUAUGACUACCUCAAUGACUGGGGCCCCCGAUUUAAGAAGCUGGCUGACAUGUACGGAGGAGGGGAUGAUGAUUAAAUUUGCCCAGUCGCACGCGUACACACAUACACACACACGCAAACACACAUCCUUGUCCCGUCAGCUGGCCUGCCAUGCUCUGACCCCUAAAACAAGGGGCUAUUACAUCCUUAUUGAACACAAGAUAACAAGGACAUGUUCACACUGACCAACGGACUGACCAACCAACCAACCAAUCAAAUUGCCCACCACAGAGGACCAGCGCCAUGAGUCAGUUUCGGGUGCUCUUCUCAACCGUCUCCUGCUCUAAGCCUGUCUGUGACUGAAAUGGAAGCUCUGAUUUUUCAGACUUCUCAUUAAUUUUCAAACUGUUGUGCUUUUGUUCCAUUUGAAUGUUAUAUGCUAGAUUUAGGUUUA
Messenger RNA from Maylandia zebra (zebra mbuna), 3357 nucleotides. RefSeq names its product cadherin-4. Lineage: Eukaryota; Metazoa; Chordata; Actinopteri; Cichliformes; Cichlidae. Gene Ontology annotation, cellular component: plasma membrane; adherens junction; catenin complex. Gene Ontology annotation, molecular function: calcium ion binding; beta-catenin binding; cadherin binding. The record is from RefSeq and is a predicted model, not a curated record. Gene Ontology annotation, biological process: calcium-dependent cell-cell adhesion; cell-cell adhesion mediated by cadherin; multicellular organism development.